UCGGGAGGUGCGGCCCGGGGAGGGGCCCGGAGCGGGAAGGUGCCCGGUGCUGCCCAGUCUUUGUCUGCUGCCUCCGGAUGCUCAGCGAUGGGGGAAUGGACCAUCUUGGAGAGGCUGCUGGAAGCCGCGGUGCAGCAGCACUCCACUAUGAUCGGGAGGAUCCUCUUGACUGUGGUGGUGAUCUUCCGGAUCCUCAUUGUGGCCAUUGUGGGGGAGACAGUGUACGAUGAUGAACAGACCAUGUUCGUAUGCAACACACUGCAGCCCGGCUGUAACCAGGCCUGCUAUGACCGCGCCUUCCCCAUCUCCCACAUACGCUACUGGGUCUUCCAGAUCAUAAUGGUGUGUACCCCCAGUCUCUGCUUCAUCACUUACUCUGUGCACCAGUCUGCCAAGCAACGAGAACGCCGCUACUCUACUGUCUUCCUGGCUCUGGACAGAGAUCCUCCUGAGUCCAUGGGGGGUCCUGGAGGAACUGGGGGUGGGGGCAGCGGCGGUGGCAAACGAGAAGAUAAGAAGUUGCACAAUGCCAUUGUCAAUGGGGUGCUACAGAACACAGAGAACACGAGCAAGGAGACGGAGCCAGAUUGUUUAGAGGUGAAGGAGCUGACCCCACACCCAUCGGGGUUGCGCACUGCAGCUCGAUCCAAGCUCAGAAGGCAGGAAGGCAUCUCCCGCUUCUACAUUAUCCAAGUGGUAUUCCGCAAUGCCCUGGAGAUUGGGUUUCUGGUGGGCCAAUACUUCCUCUAUGGCUUCAGUGUCCCGGGGCUGUAUGAAUGUGACCGCUACCCCUGUAUCAAGGAGGUGGAAUGUUAUGUGUCCCGGCCUACUGAGAAGACUGUUUUUCUAGUGUUCAUGUUUGCGGUGAGCGGCAUCUGUGUUGUGCUCAACCUGGCUGAACUCAACCACCUGGGAUGGCGCAAGAUCAAGCUGGCUGUGCGGGGAGCCCAGGCCAAGAGAAAGUCAGUCUAUGAGAUCCGCAACAAGGACCUGCCCCGGGUCAGCGUUCCCAACUUUGGCAGGACUCAGUCCAGUGACUCUGCCUAUGUGUGAAAGGGCAGGUUUGGGGAAGGCCUAGGGGGUGACAAGGAGCCCCAAGGCAGAUGGCUACAGAGGAUGGCUCUAUCUGCCCUCAUUUAUGUGACUGUCAUCACUGAGAUCUAGAAUAAGGCUGGUUAAGAGAAGUUCUUGCAUCAGUUGGAGAGGAGAGAAAGUAGGACCGUUAGCACAUCACACCACUGGUUCCAGAGACAACUGGACAGAGUGAUGAGAUGGAUAAGCUGGACUCCUUUGGGCCCUUUUCUUUUGUGGUCCAGUUUGAUCCUGAUCAUAGUGGACUUGAACAGCUCCCAAGUAGGACUUAGCUCUGCUAAGCUCUGUAUUCUGGUGAAUGGCAUGAGUCAACUAUUUUACUGUUACAAAAUUUGUGACCUAUCUCAACACAACCCUUCAUCCUGGGCUGCAGGACAAACAUCCUUGAGGCAUCCUUCAUGUACCUAUCCCAUCAGCAUGCCCUUCUCCCUCAACCCAGGACAGCAUGCCAGCUUUCUCCUCAAUCUGGCCUUACAGUAGACCUAAUAUGGUUUAUCUGCAAGCUAGAGGGAAUUCUGUGGGGUGCUUUUUAGAGAAUGGCCAUGGCAUAGGUUUGUAUCACAGCCCCAUCUGAUUGGCCCUUAGUCAUUAUGAAAACCUUAGGAAUGUCUCAAUAUUUCCACUUUUCUAACUCAAACUGCACUGGU
This is a messenger RNA of Odocoileus virginianus texanus, 1739 nucleotides long. It is a transcript of the gene GJD2, whose product is annotated as gap junction protein delta 2. Gene Ontology annotation, molecular function: gap junction channel activity. The record is from RefSeq and is a predicted model, not a curated record. Gene Ontology annotation, cellular component: connexin complex. Gene Ontology annotation, biological process: cell-cell signaling. NCBI's taxonomy places the organism in Eukaryota, Metazoa, Chordata, Mammalia, Artiodactyla, Cervidae.